GUCAGCAGCUCCAGGAUGUGGCGAGUCAGAAUGUUCCUGCUGUUCCUGUCCACCUGGGGGAUUUCUAGCUCACCGACCCCUCUCGACCCAGUGUUCUCCAGCAGUGAGCGUGCCCACCAGGUGUUACGGACCAAACGUGCCAACAGCUUCCUGGAGGAGAUGAGGCCGGGCAACCUGGAACGGGAGUGUAUGGAGGAGAUCUGUGACUUUGAGGAAGCCAAGGAGAUUUUCCAAAAUGUGGAUGACACACUGGCCUUCUGGAUCAAGUACUUUGAUGGUGACCAGUGCGCGGCUCCACCCUUGGACCACCAGUGCGACGGCCCGUGCUGUGGCCACGGCACGUGCAUCGACAGUCUGGGCAGCUUCAUCUGCCUCUGCCACAAGGGCUGGGAGGGCAAGUUCUGCCAGCAGGGUGAGGGGCCCCGGGGAGGCAGCGGGGUGGGGUGGGGUGGGGAACCGGUGGUAGGGUCACCGCGAGCUAUCCGGACUCCCUGUCGCACAGAACGCGGCUUCCACGACUGCCAGGUGCACAACGGCGGCUGCGCGCACUACUGCCUGGAGGAGGGCGGCGGGAGGCGCUGCACCUGCGCACCGGGCUACGAGCUGGCGGAUGACCACAUGCGCUGCAAGCCCACCGUGAGCUACCCAUGCGGGAAGCUGUGGAGGCGGAUAGAGAAGAAACGCAAGAACGUCAAAAGGGACGCAGACGAAGAGUACGAGCUAGACCCGGGUCCGAGGAUCAUCAACGGAACUCUCACGAAGCAGGGAGACAGUCCUUGGCAGGCCAUCCUUCUGGACUCCAAGAAGAAGCUGGCCUGCGGAGGGGCGCUCAUUCACACCUCCUGGGUGCUGACGGCGGCCCACUGCGUGGAGAACACCAAGAAGCUCACCGUGAGGCUGGGCGAGUAUGAUCUGCGGCGCAGGGACCACUGGGAAUUGGACCUGGACAUUAAGGAGAUCCUAAUCCACCCUAACUACAGUCGGAGCACCAGUGACAAUGACAUCGCACUGCUCCGCCUGGCCCAGCCAGCCACUCUCUCUAAGACCAUCGUGCCCAUCUGCCUGCCAGACAACGGCCUGGCAGAGCGUGAGCUCACGCGGGCUGGCCGGGAGACGGUGGUGACAGGCUGGGGCUAUCAGAGUGACAAGGACAAGGAGGGCAGGAGGAACCGCACGUCUGUCCUCACCUUCAUCCGCAUCCCCGUGGCCCCGCGGAACGAGUGCAUGCAGGUCAUGAACAACGUGGUCUCGGAGAACAUGCUGUGCGCCGGCAUCCUUGGUGACAGCAGAGACGCCUGCGAGGGGGACAGUGGGGGGCCGAUGGUGGUCUUCUUUCGGGGCACCUGGUUCCUGGUGGGCCUGGUGAGCUGGGGCGAGGGCUGUGGGCAACUCAACAACUAUGGCGUCUACACCAAAGUAAGCCGCUACCUCGAGUGGAUCCACGGCUACAUUGGGGACAAGGAAGUCUCCCUGAAGAGCCAGGGGCUGUAGCGCCCGCUCCAUGCCCAUCCCUGGACCUCUCUCUUGAAGGGAGGCUGGGCUAGUGCAUACCAAGGCGGAGGACAUUAAAGGGACGCGCAGCCAACACAGCUGCCCGAGUU
This is a messenger RNA of Mesocricetus auratus (golden hamster), 1601 nucleotides long. RefSeq names its product protein C, inactivator of coagulation factors Va and VIIIa (gene Proc). Lineage: Eukaryota; Metazoa; Chordata; Mammalia; Rodentia; Cricetidae. Gene Ontology annotation, molecular function: serine-type endopeptidase activity; calcium ion binding. Gene Ontology annotation, cellular component: extracellular region. The record is from RefSeq and is a predicted model, not a curated record. Gene Ontology annotation, biological process: blood coagulation; proteolysis.